Molecule: messenger RNA, 2580 nt
Organism: Aphanomyces invadans
Lineage: Eukaryota; Oomycota; Saprolegniomycetes; Saprolegniales; Verrucalvaceae
Exons: 14
Coding region: 85-1815 (576 amino acids)
Source: RefSeq, a predicted model, not a curated record
CUUGCGUCGGUGGCGAAAUGGUUGUUGGUAGCUAUAAAUAUCGAUACCUCGCCAUUGACCAGCGAACGGCAGUCGGUGCGAAGCAUGAGCCAUCAAGUAGGGUCGGCGCCCCCCGACGCCCUUGAGUCGUUGGUGACGAAGACGGGACCAGCCAAGGGAACAGGAGGCAGCCAUGACGUGGUGCGAGACGUCGACAUCAAGUACCCCACAGGCGACCAGGCCGUGCUCCUCGACGACAUCGGGUGUGGCUUUUGCUACUACGAGUCUGGCCGCGUCGCCGUGUGUGUGAGCAAGGUGAACGCCCUCCAGAAACGCUACUACUUUUACGCCAACAAUCGAAGCAAAGUCCUUCUGUGUUCGAUCGACGAGCACGUGGUGGGGAUGGCGGGGCGGCCCGACGGCACCAAGUUGGUUCUGACCAAAGAUAGCGCCAUCUUGUCGAAUGCCACGAACGACAUCGUCAAGACGUGGCGGUGGAAUCCAAACGCGCAAAACGCGGGCACGCCUCCGUCCGACCCGAUUGUGAUUCAGCUCAACGAGAGCCUCACGUUCAAAUUCGUGGACCGCAAGCACAUCGCGGUCAAGUUUGUCAGCGUCGGUGUGUCGGUCGUGUUUGAGUGCGGCGAACGGCUCAAACGCGACGACACGUACCUCCAACACAGCACCAAAAUCCAACAUGGCGCGCAGCGAGGCAAGCUCUUGGUCGACACGGCACACCAGCCCAACUUGAUUCAACGGCAGAAACAGAUCGAAGUCGCUGCGCUGGAGAAGCGCAGCAAGCAGCACCCCCGCAGCACCGACCUCACCCACUCCGACAUCAAACAAGUCGUGACGGCCCUCGAGCACAAGUUUGACGACUACCAAGGACUGCAUGUGACGCCGUACUGCACGGGAUCGUGGCUCCAGGACGCGCAAAGCCAAACGUUGGCCGACCUCCCCGUGCUGCCGAAAACAGGGUUCGAAGUCGGGAAGGCGCCGACGUUGUUUGGCCGGGAAAUGCACCCGCAUGCACCGUCGCACUUGGUGUCGACGCUGCAAGACAAAGAUGGCAAGUGGCUGUCCUCGCUCGACAUUCGCACGCGAUUAGAGCGCGCGAGCCCCGUUCUGCCACGAACAGCCGUGCUGUGUAAUGCCAGUGGACGAUACAGCGUCGACAUACAGAUUCCCGGGGGAUCGGCGCAGCCGGAAGGCACCAAGUUGGAGGUCGUGUCGGGGCAUCAACUCGAUGACUUCCUCAAAGACGAUUGCGCCACCGAUCAACUCGUCGUGGUUGCUUGCCUACGCGAAGACGACUUGAGCAGUCGAAAGGCCGAAAAGGUGCUGCAACUCGUCGCGACGAUACUGGCGCAUCCGCAGGAAGACUUGUCGCCGCAUGCGCUGCCUCAAGCGAUCGUGGCCGGCAUCGUGAAUGCCAAGUACCGCCUGGUCAAAGUCGAUUUGGCCGAGUCGCGCGAAUUUGCCAAGCGGUUUUCCAUCCAUGCGACGCCGACUUUUCUCAUGUUCUUUGAAGGCAAGUUGGUCGGUGUGACGAGCCUGGGCGGCCAUGCCGUGCGCAUUGCCCCAACCACACGCAAUGUUAACUUGACGAGCAAGAUGGAUCACCCGCCUCGAACGCUCUUGGUUCAACGAGGCGCCAAACAACAGGUACUGAGCGAGAAGACGCUACGAAAGGAGUUGUUUGCGUGGGACUUGGCACUCGGCGCAGAGGAAGCGUUCCAGCGCUUGUCAAAGCUGAACAAAGCCACUCAGGGUCAUGGCGUCCCUCCGUGUUACAAUCUCCUCCUCCUGUGCGACGACGUAAGUCGUUCGUGGUGAUGGCUUUGGUCACGACGAGGGUCGAUGGCGACUUCGUCCUGCAGUGCUUCUGCCAAUCCGUUAUUCCGUAAUGUGGACGUCGCUGCAUCUAGAUCGGCGAGGCAGACCUGCGUUCGUUGGAGCGAUACAUCCGCUCAACAGAUAGCAAGAAGGCGCCCAACCCCACCCAGCAGUGCGUCGUGGGUUUGAUAGUGACGAGCCCUGUCUUUGAAGCUCCAUUUGCCUCGACAUUGUGCCAAAAUUGUCGGACAGCGCAAGGCCGCCGCGUGAGCGUCGCCACAAUCGAUGAUGGCGUGUGCCCUCAUUGCGGCAUCAUUCCGAAGGCCAUCGUAGAAGCAUCGUCCGCGAUGUCGACAGUCUUAUCGGUUGCCCAAGUGUUUAUAUAUCGUCAUAUCCGUGCGCCGACGCUGCACCGCCUUGCUGAGAAAUGGGCUGAUCAAGUCACUCAAAAGAAGUCGGAGCAGGUCAGCUCGAACCAACUUCUUCCAACAAUGGAGACGCGUGACAACGUUGGUUUGCAGAUGCUACGCGGCGCCGAAGUCGAGUUGCACAAGGGGCUGACAAAGGACACGUUGCUUCGUGAGAUGGAGCGCUACCUUCAGGCUGGUCGCAGAGGCCUCUUUGUUCCCAAGGACAGCACCCUCCACAUGGCCCUCAGCGCCGCCGACACCUCCGUCUUGAACACACACUUGACAGGGAAACCCAAUUCUGCGUGAGCUUCCUUUGGAAGAAUAAACGCAUCAAAUAAAACGUACUACCUCUCUA